Durusdinium trenchii is the source of this 593-nucleotide messenger RNA. The record is from the annotation of a GenBank genome assembly. Lineage: Eukaryota; Dinophyceae; Suessiales; Symbiodiniaceae.
CACCUUUGAAGCCUUCACCUAGCCCCGCUGUGGCAGCGGCUCAUGGCUGGCUUUUGCUGCGUGCGAUUGCGCCGCAACCUCCAUGGCUGGCAGGGCUCCACUGGCGAGGCAGCCUUCUUGAGUGAGGCCUUGUGAUGGCCUCUUCAUAUGCAGCCGAGGCAUUGGCCUGGAAAGCCUUGGCCUUCUUCUGCACUGCUCUGCGAUUGCUGGUCCGGAUGGUCGCUAGUGCCCGACCGACGUGGCAUGAAGACCCAUGUGCUGCACACGGGCGCAGAAAGCUACGAUUGGAGCCUGCAUGUACCGCAAGCCUGCCAUUGUCCAGGCGGCAGUCUUCGGAUGGCCUCGUCGAUGCGAAGCUGGCAGCGUUCCCGAAGAUGGGCCUGGUAAAAGUCCUUCUCCAUGUACCUGGAGCAGCUGGGGAUUCGCUGGCAAUUGGUGUGAGCACUCUGAGCACCACUUGGUGCACCUUCAUCGCCACCACCUAUGCGCUUUACCACAUAGGCCCUGGGUCCGCUUCCUUGGACGCCUUCUUCGCCUUCUUGAUGCUUUGCGCUGCUGGCCGCUUUCUUGUCCUGCAGCCGAGAGGGUGAAGC